AUGCCAGACGGAAUACCGCCCACUAUGGCUUCUGCCGAACAGAUCAAUCCCAACAUCUCCGCAUCCAAUCCCCUUGGCCUGCCAACCCCUAUACCCGAUCCCAUCACGGGCAGGCUAGAUCCAAACGAUCCCACAGUCAAAGCUUUGACCGAAGCAGCGUUAAAUAUGGAUAAGAGCAAAAUACCUAGACCUUACAAAUGUCCACUGUGUGACCGAGCUUUCUACAGAUUAGAGCACCAAACUCGACACAUCCGUACACAUACUGGGGAAAAACCCCACGCUUGUACACACCCUGGUUGCGACAAACGUUUCUCUCGUUCAGACGAGUUGACGCGACAUGCUAGAAUCCAUUUACCCCCGGCUCAAGAAAAUGGAUCGCAUAAAGGGAAGACAAAGUACGAGGAUGAAAGCGAUCACGAUGAUCAUCGUGGCCACCAUCUGCCCCACCUUGGACCUUCUUACAAUAUGGAUAUCGAUAGACACAGCUAUCCGUAUAACCUUCACUCCCUUCAGAUGGGCGCCACCAGUGGAGGAAUCAGUGACAUAUCGGCUUUAGCUGCUGCGGCUUCGGAUCAAUUGAUCGAAUUAGAACGUCAUGAGGCUUUCAGAAGAGCAGAAUGGGAACUCCGUCAUCGACAGAUAGCCGGCGCUCGAAAGUCAAAUGGCAAUUCACCUGUGGGUACACCGGGAUCAGCACCUACUGGACCUUAUGGCUUUUCAAAUGAACGCGAACGACUAUCAUUAUCUGGCGUACCAGCUCCCGGCGGCGGAACACUUGUUUACCCCGUUUCAGCCGCUCAACCUGCCAGUGGAAAUCAACCUGCUGUACCUGCUGGGACACUAGCCGAUCCCACCUAUCUCGUACCUCCCUCUUGCUGUCACGAAGAAUGUCACAAAUCAUAUCGAAAACGACUCAAGGUGGCGAAACAGACUCAAGCCUGUCCCAACUGCCUUACAAUGACUCACAAUGGCAACACACUAGGAAAUGGCGGAACUGGAGGUACGGGUCAUGGCUCAGGUGGUGGUGGAGGUGGGGAUAGUCAUCAUUCUAGCAGCUCAAAUACUCCUAAAGAUCGAUCAACACAUAACUCAUCUGAAGAUUUGACCAAAUUUUCAGGUGGUCCAGGAGGUUCAAACUAUCAUCUUCACUCGAGUACUCUGUCUCAAGAACUCGCAGCUCUACAAUAUCAACAUCUGCAAGCUUUACAAAGACAACGUCAACCCCUGUCACAUUCACCCCACAUGCCUAUGUCUUAUUCGCAAACGCAUAGUCACUCAAGACCCAACGCCAUCCCUAUUCCCGGUUCAGGUCAUCUCAAGCCAUACACUCUCGAUUUGAACUCUCAUAGAGGUCUUGCUUCAGCUCACGUUUCGGCCGCCCCUUCUCCUGCUUCUAGCGACGAUUCAGAUGACGAGCCAAUGAACGAGAUUAUCCCCAAUUCCCAUCUUGAAUUCACGCCGGCCACUUCACCUGUGUUAUCGAGUAUGAGGCAAAUGUCUCUUUGGCAAGGAAAGGCUGUAACCGCACCAGCUUCCCGAGCCACCAGUCCGGUUCUGCACUCGAGAAACCCUUCAAGACCUGGAUCACCGGUCGAAGGGCAUUCAGCCACUUCGGGACGACAUGGCCAUACUUCUCAUGCUGCCAGGGACGCCAAGAACCGAUCUCAUCCUUACACUGCUCAUACCCACCACUAUUCCACACCAAAUUCACCUCAUUUCCCACCGACUAUGGGUAGCAACAAACAUACCCGCAUGUCGCCGCCAAAAAUGCAUCGCUCGCUCAGCGGUGAUGGUAGCAGACAAAGUCACGGUCAAAGGCAAUCUGUUCAAGAUAUCUUGAAUGGUCCCUCGAUUCUACCUCCACCGGCAGAUAGGAUGUUGCCACCCCCCACUUCUUCCAGUUCAUUUACUUCUUCAGCACCAAGUGUUAGUUAUUCAAUGUCAUCUCAACCUACCUCAGCUCAACAUUCCCCCGCAACGUCCCGAGCUUCAUCACCUGUUCAUUCGACACAUGCAGCUGCUCAACCACAUAUCAUUCACGGUGUCAGAGCCGCGUUUGGAAUGACACCGAUUUCAGCAUCAAACUCUCCCAAUACUAAAGAAGGUAAAAUGGCUCAAAGCUUCUCACCACCACACAAAUUGGCUCCAAUGGGCAUGUCAAUGUCAAUGCAUGAUAAUCAUGGGCACGGACACAGAUUACCUAGUUUGAGUAGAGGAAACAGUCCUGUACAUUUUGGUGGAAUGGGCAUGGAAGUCGAUGGUACAGCCUGA
Kwoniella shivajii is the source of this 2271-nucleotide messenger RNA. RefSeq lists its product as uncharacterized. Gene Ontology annotation, molecular function: RNA polymerase II cis-regulatory region sequence-specific DNA binding. The coding region runs from base 1 to 2271 and encodes 756 amino acids. Gene Ontology annotation, cellular component: cytoplasm; nucleus. The record is from RefSeq and is a predicted model, not a curated record. The transcript has 3 exons. Lineage: Eukaryota; Fungi; Basidiomycota; Tremellomycetes; Tremellales; Cryptococcaceae.